AUGUCCAUCUCCAACAUUACAGUCUUCCUGCCUUCUGUGUUGACCCUAAUAGGGAUCCCAGGCCUAGAGUCUGUGCAGUGCUGGAUCGGGAUUCCAUUCUGUGCCAUGUAUCUCUUUGCUUUGAUUGGAAAUUCUGUGCUUCUGAUCAUCAUCAUUUCAGAGCAUAGCCUCCAUGAACCCAUGUAUAUUUUCCUAGGCAUGCUAGGAGUCACAGAUAUUGUACUUGGCACAAGCAUUGUGCCCAAGAUGCUUGGCAUUUUCUGGUUUCAUGUGCCAGAGAUUUAUUUUGACUCUUGUUUGCUUCAAAUGGGACUCAUCCACACGUUUGAGUGCAUCGAGUCAGGCAUCCUCCUGGCCAUGGCUCUGGACCGUUAUGUGGCCAUCUGCUAUCCACUAAGACAUGGUGCCAUCUUCACCCACCAGCUGGUCACACAAAUAGGGGCUGUGGUAACACUUAGGGCUGCCAUUCCAGCAACCCCAUCUUUAGUCCUGAUAAAGUGUCGGUUUCAGUUUUACCAUACAACCAUCAUCUCCCAUUCCUACUGUGAACAUAUGGCCAUCGUGAAACUGGCUGCAGAAAAUGUGCAGGUCAACAAAAUCUAUGGUCUGUUUGUGGCAUUUGCUGUUGUGGGAUUCGACCUCACCUUCAUCACUUUGUCCUACAUACAAAUAUUUAUCACAGUUUUCCGUUUGCCUCAAAAGGAGGCUCGAUGGAAAGCAUUCAAUACCUGCAUCGCCCACAUCUGUGUCUUCCUCCAGCUCUACCUCCUUGCCUUCUUCUCCUUCUUCACACAUAGGUUCGGUGCUCAUAUUCCCCCUUAUAUCCAUAUCCUCUUUUCUAGCCUCUACUUGCUGGUCCCCCCAUUUCUCAAUCCUCUUGUAUAUGGUGCCAAGACCAAGCAGAUCCGCAUUCAUGUGGUAAAGAUGUUGUGUUCAUAA
This is a messenger RNA of Enhydra lutris kenyoni (northern sea otter), 939 nucleotides long. Its product is annotated as olfactory receptor 52A1-like. Gene Ontology annotation, molecular function: G protein-coupled receptor activity; olfactory receptor activity. NCBI's taxonomy places the organism in Eukaryota, Metazoa, Chordata, Mammalia, Carnivora, Mustelidae. Gene Ontology annotation, cellular component: membrane. Gene Ontology annotation, biological process: G protein-coupled receptor signaling pathway. The transcript has a single exon. Bases 1 to 939 code for a protein of 312 amino acids. The record is from RefSeq and is a predicted model, not a curated record.